This is a messenger RNA of Rotaria sp. Silwood1, 1329 nucleotides long. The record is from the annotation of a GenBank genome assembly. Lineage: Eukaryota; Metazoa; Rotifera; Eurotatoria; Philodinida; Philodinidae.
AUGUUUGAUUAUCAACGCCGUUUUGGCGACAAGUUUCAAUUUUGGUUCGGGUCACAUCGAUGUUUAGUUUUCUGUCAAAUGGAACAUGCCCAAACGAUUUUUUCGGAUCGUGAUACUUUCGAACGAGCGCCAUUAGCUCUUCCAAACUUUGAUCUUCUUUGUCCAAAUGGCCUUAUGCUGCUGACUGGCGCUAAAUGGAAACGACAUAUUCGAGUUCUGUUACCAAUGUUAAAACGAGCAAAGAUUAUAAGCCACUUGGAGACCAUUGUUGAAUGUGCUGAUCGUAUUAUUGACCAAAAUCUUCAUCCUAGUCAAGUUCAUCGAGAUUUGAUCACAUGCUGUCAAUCAUUUACGAUGAAUGUCAUUGGAUUCAUUGGAUUUGAUCAUGAUUUCGAUAUUCAUGUUAAUUCACCAAUAAAAGAAGCUUUUCAAGAUUUUCUUUUCAAUGCUACAUUGCUUAUGAUGACACCCUGGGUACCUCGGUGGUUAUGGAAAAUUUAUUUGAAAUUUAAUUGGAAAUAUCAACGAGCCUAUCGCUUAAUUCAUGAAUUGACAGAAAAACUCGUCGAAGAAGAACAAAACAAACAGAUUGACAUAGAAAAUGAACGGCCAAAGAAUCUGAUUGCAUCAUUGGUCUCAUCAUUGAAUGAACAAGUCAACGAUGAACAUGCUUCAUCCGGUAUAACACGAGCGGAAAUGUUCGAUGAAGUUUUAAUGAUGAUUCUAGCUGGUUAUGAAACGACUUCAGCUGCUCUCUCAUGGUUCAUAUUCUUCGCAAGUAAAAAUCCUCAAGUACAACAACGAAUGAAAGAUGAAUUACGUGAACAUCAUCUGCUGAUGACUAAUGAUCUCACAGGUGUACUACCACUUACGUUAGACAAUUUAUCUUCAUUAACCUAUUGUGAAUGUGUGACGAAAGAGGUCUUACGUUUGGCUCCUGUGGCUGGGCUCACAACGCGUAUAGCUACACGUGACACAAUGAUUGACAAUGCGAAGAUUCAUCGUGGUCAAACUGUUUUUAUUGCUAUACAUAACAUCAAUACUGAUACUCGCUAUUGGCAUCAUGCUGAUCCUCAACAAUUCGCACCAGAAAGAUUUUUAGCUGAAGAUCAAAAUUACCCUCAAUUCGCUAUGAUCCCAUUCGGUGGUGGACAUCGAGCAUGUAUUGGACAAGAAUUAGCUUGGCUAGAGUUGAAAACGAUUAUUGUCCGAAUGAUGCAACGUGGUAUCACAUUCGAAGAUACACCGGAAAAUACUGGUGAUUAUGACGAACGAAUCACCUGUUUUCCGAAAAACUUAGUUGUGCGUGUACGCUUCGAUGAAUCGUAA